UGCCACCCAUUGGCUGAGGCUGAUACCAUACGCCCUGAUACACGACACUGGAGGCACCUCCCAGAAUCCCGUGGCCCACGCCUGAGUCCGCCUGCGUUCCUCAGCCUGGUGGGUUCACCUUUAGAGGCUCUUUAGCUUUGUCGCCUGCCCUUGGUUUAACUUACACCUUUGCCUUUGGCGCCUUUGACCACUGGAAGCCCCGCAGCGAGUUCCAGCGGACUUCACCAGCAGACCCAGAAGUGGUGCGUGAAGCACAGCGUCUGUUCCUCCUUGAGCCUGUCAGGAACUGCUGCCUGCCGCCAUCAUGUCUGCUGCAAAUCCUGAGACUCCAAACUCAACCAUCUCCAGAGAGGCCAGCACCGAGUCUGCAUCAGCUGCAGCUAGCCAAGGCCGUGUUUUACCAGAAGGCAAAAUCAUGCCAAACACUGUUUUUGUUGGUGGAAUUAAUGAUAGGAUGGAUGAAACUGAGGUUCGAAACUGCUUUGGUAGAUAUGGUUCAGUUAAAGAAGUGAAGAUAAUCAUGGAUAGAACUGGUGUGUCCAAAGGCUAUGGAUUUGUUUCCUUUUUUAAUGACGUGGAUGUCCAGAAGAUACUAGAAUCACAGAUACAUUUCCAUGGUAAAAAGCUGAAGCUGGGCCCUGCAAUCAGGAAACAAAAAUUACGUGCUCAUUAUGUGCAGCCUCGUCCUUUGGUAUUUAAUCCUCCUCCUCCACCACAGUUUCGAAAUGUCUGCAGUAAUCCAAAUGCUGAAAAUUACCUUCCGCCCCCAAUAGCAGUGAAUCCUGUAACUCAGUACGUUCAGGCAUAUCCUACUUACCCAAAUUCACCAGGUGCAGUCAUCACUGGGAAUCAGUUGGCUGUAUAUAAUUAUCAGGCAUUGCCUGUUUAUCCGAAUUUACCAGUUCAGGUCACUACUGGAUAUCAGUUGCCUGUACAUAAUUAUCAGGCAUUUCCUGUUUAUCCAAAUUCACCAGUUCAGGUCACUACUGGAUAUCAGUGGCCUAUAUAUAAUUAUCAGGCAUUUCCUGUUUAUCCAGAUUCACCAGUUCAGGUCACUACUGGAUAUCAGAUGCGUAUACAUAAUUACCAGGUAUUUCCUAUUUAUCCAGAUUCACCAUUUCAGGUCACUACUGGAUAUCAGUUGUCUGUAUGUAAUUAUCAGGUAUUUCGUGAUUAUCGAAAUUCACCAGUUCAGGUCACUACUGGAUAUCAGUUGCCUGUACGUAAUUAUCUGAUAUAUCCUACUUAUCCAAAUUCACGAGGUCAGGUCACCACUGGGCAUCAGUUGCCCGUGUGUAAUUACCAGAUGCCACCGCAGUAG
This is a messenger RNA of Piliocolobus tephrosceles (Ugandan red Colobus), 1321 nucleotides long. Its product is annotated as deleted in azoospermia protein 3-like. Lineage: Eukaryota; Metazoa; Chordata; Mammalia; Primates; Cercopithecidae. Gene Ontology annotation, molecular function: mRNA 3'-UTR binding; translation activator activity; protein binding. The record is from RefSeq and is a predicted model, not a curated record. Gene Ontology annotation, biological process: positive regulation of translational initiation; 3'-UTR-mediated mRNA stabilization. Gene Ontology annotation, cellular component: cytoplasm. The transcript has 14 exons. The coding region runs from base 305 to 1321 and encodes 338 amino acids.